AUUCCAAACCUUUCCUUCCUUCCUAGGCUCUUUCGACUCACCAUGGUCGUUGCUUGAGCUUCAGGAGGAAUUGUAUAUUUACAAACCCGCUUUCCUUGCUUCGACUCACCAUUUCCAUACGUUGAACUUGGAGACACUUCAAAUUUUCCAAACCUUCUUUCCUUGUUCGGCUCUUUCCAUUGUUCUUCAAUGGCUUCUGCGUGUACUCUUCUACCUUUUAAACCAUCUACAUAUUCGGUUACAAACAGUCUGUCUUUGCGUCAUCAGGUUCAUUCUCGACUUUCUGUUUCGUUUAACGUUGGAUCUCGCAUCAAACAAAGCCCUCCUGGAUGCUCCUCUGUUUUUGAAACAGGUAUUUUUUUCUUCUUCUUCUUCUUCUUCUGUUUUUUCUUUUUUCCUUUUUCUCUAUCUGAACAAAAAAAAAAAAAAAAAAAAAAACCCUAGCAAUGCUCUUUGGAAGGUCUUAGAAUUGUUGAGAAGAUUGAUUGACUAGAUUACAAUAUUACCCAAUAACUGCUUAUGAAUUGAUUUGAUAGCUCACAUAUUGUCAUUCAUGAUAUUGAUCCGAUUCAAUAUGAUUGACAGAUAAUUCAUCCAUUGAAUUUACAGGGGGGAAGAGGGGUGACCUCUUUCUUGUAAGGGGAGGAAUAGUUCCCCCGGGCAGUGAGGAUCAAUUAGACAAGAAGGAUGGUUAUGAUGAUGUUGGUGGUGUCAGUAAACAGAUGGCAGAUAUUCGGGAAAUAGUAGAGUGGCCACUGAAGUAUCCACAACUAUUUCACUACGUUGGUGUGAAGCCACCUAAAGGGAUUCUCUUAUAUGGACCUCCAGGAUGCGGAAAGACUUCAAUGGGAAGAGCUAUUGCUAACGAAGCUGGUGCUUCCUUCUUCUGUAUAAAUGGACCAGAGCUUUUGUCUCAAUAUGUCGGAGGGAGUGAGAGCAAUCUCAGGAAAGUAUUUGAGGAAGCAGAGAAGAAGGCUCCAUCUAUUAUCUUUAUUGAUGAGAUAGAUUCUAUUGCUCCCAAUCGAGAGAAAACUAGUGGGGAAGCUAUUGAGAGGGUUGUUUCCCAGCUGUUAACCCUUAUGGAUGGUGUUGAGCGUCGUGCUCAUGUUAUUGUGAUUGGUGCUACUAAUCGUCCUAACAGCAUUGACCCUGCCCUGAGAAGGUUUGGUAGAUUUGAUAAGGAAAUUGAAAUUGGUGUUCCAGAUAUGGUUGGGCGUCUUGAGAUUCUUCGAAUCCAUACGAAGAACAUGCGGCUUGCUGAAAAUGUUGAUUUAGAAAGAAUUGCCAAAGACACACAUGGAUAUGUUGGUGCUGAUUUAGCAGCUCUGUGCAGUGAGGCUGGACGCCAAUGCAUUAGAGAGAAGAUGGGCGUGAUUGGCUUGAAAAAUGAGGUCAAGGAUGCCGAGAUACUCAACUCCAUGGCUGUUACGAAUGAGCACUUCCAACUACAAAUUGCUACCGGAAAAAGCAAGCCAUCAAUUCUGCCUGAAACAGUUGAUUUAGAAAGAAUUGCCAAAGACACACAUGGAUAUGUUGGUGCUGAUUUAUCAGGUCUGUGCAGUGAGGCUGCAUUGCAAUGCCUCAGAGAGAUGGGUGUGAUUGGCUUGAAAAAUGAGGUCAUAGAUGCUGAGUCACUCAACUCCAUGGUUGUUACGAAUGAGCACUUCCAACGACAAAUUGCUACGGGAAAAAGCAAGCCAUCAAUUCUGCGGGAAACGGUUGUUGAAGUGCCCAAUGUCAGUUGGGAAGAUAUCGGAGGCCUUGAGACUGUUAGGCAGCAGCUUCAAGCGAUCAUCCAGUAUCCCAUGGAGCAUCCAGAAAAGUUUGAGAAGUUUGGUGUGUCAGCCUCAAAGGGAGUUCUUUUCUAUGGCCCACCAGGAUGUGGGAAAACUCUUCUGGCCAAGGCUGUUGCCAAUGAAUGUCAGGCAAACUUUAUCGGUGUUAAGGGUCCAGAAUUGCUUACCAUGUGGUAUGGAGAAAGUGAGGCUAAUGUUCGAAAAAUAUUUGAAAAGGCUCGCCAAUGUGCUCCUUGUGUGCUAUUCUUUGAUGAGCUGGAUUCAAUUGCUAUAAAGAAGGGGCACAAUUCAGUAGAUAGUGGCGCUUCUGACAGGGUUUUGAAUCAACUGCUAACGGAGAUGGAUGGAUUUUCUACCAAUAAAAUGGUUUUUGUUAUUGGAGCCACCAACAGGCUUGAUCUUAUUGAGCCGGCACUUACGCGUCCUGGCCGUUUUGAUCAAUUGAUUUAUAUCGCUUUGCCUGAUGAAGAAUCUCGCUAUCAGAUUUUCAAGGCUUGCCUUAGGAAAUCUCCUGUUUCUGAAGAUGUAGACCUGGGAUCCCUUGCUAAGAACACCCAAGGCUGCAGUGGUGCUGAUAUUAUGGAAAUAUGCCAACGUGCCUGCACCUAUGCCAUAAAAGAGGAAAUUCAGAAGGAGAGUGAGAGGGAGAGGAGGAGAAGGGAGAAUCCAGAGGCUAUGGAGAAGGAUGUAGAAGAAGAAGAGGCGUCAGAAGUCAAGGCUGCCCAUUUUGAUGAGUCAAUGAAAUAUGCGCGUAGGAGUGUAAGUGAUGAUGUCAAUGAUAAGUACCAGGCAGUUGUUGCAGGGGCUCUGAACUGACCAUUAUUGAACCUUUGUUCAACAAA
Molecule: messenger RNA, 2638 nt
Organism: Cornus florida
Lineage: Eukaryota; Viridiplantae; Streptophyta; Magnoliopsida; Cornales; Cornaceae
Product: cell division cycle protein 48 homolog
Exons: 7
Coding region: 723-2612 (629 amino acids)
Biological process (GO): retrograde protein transport, ER to cytosol; autophagosome maturation; mitotic spindle disassembly
Cellular component (GO): cytosol; nucleus; VCP-NPL4-UFD1 AAA ATPase complex
Molecular function (GO): ATP binding; ATP hydrolysis activity; polyubiquitin modification-dependent protein binding
Source: RefSeq, a predicted model, not a curated record